GUUUUUCCACCAUAACCCUAGAAGAGAAACUUCGGCUUCUCCUCCCACUUCCUUCUACCUCUCGCUCGACCCUUCGCUCUGCUGCCAACCCGCCAUUCCCUACCCCCAGACACCCUGCCGCCAUCAUCUUCCUCUCCCUCCAGACAACGACGCCGCGUCCGAGUACUCGAGCAGCAGCGAAGGAGACGGUGCAAUCAUCUUCCUCUCCAGCCGGUGCCCCGUCUUCCUCCUGCUAGCGACCCAUUCUACGUAGAAGCAACAGCCGAUGCCCCGUCUUCCUCCAACAGAGAAGCUACAGCCGCACAUCUUCCUCCGGCGACGCUCUCUCUCUGGCGUUGCUGUUCAACAAGGCACUGUUUUCGAUUCGGGUCCCAAUUACCCUCGCGCUGACGCCUCCCAUUGCCAGGGCUUUGGCCAGGAGAGGAAUGAUCAGGAACACUCUAACAGAAAUGGAAUGGCAAGUAAACGGCCCAUCACUUGGCGAUCAAUCAACAAGACAGCACGGAAGCAAAGAGUCGCGGGCCGGCGUGGUUGUGGCGGAAGAGGCUGGGUUUUUUUCCCUCGCCAUUCUCAGGUGAAGUGGACUUUUCCCCUCCAAGGAUUCUUCAUUAGCUAGUGGACUUGAUUUGCGCAAUGGACGUCGGGGCUAGAAGAAGCAAAAUUUGGGAGAAUUUCACUCAAGUUGAAUCAGAGGGGGAGGUCAAGCG
Messenger RNA from Linum tenue, 707 nucleotides. NCBI's taxonomy places the organism in Eukaryota, Viridiplantae, Streptophyta, Magnoliopsida, Malpighiales, Linaceae. The record is from the annotation of a GenBank genome assembly.